AUGUUAGUCUUUGAGUAUGCAGACCGGUUCAAGCAUCUGAUCAAGUUUCAUACAGUGUCGAUGAGUGAAGUUUGGCAGUGUCGAAAAUUUGAGAAUGGUUUGAGGGGAGAGAUCAAGUUGUUGGUGAAGGGGCUUUCUAUUAAAGAAUUUUCAGCUUUGGUGGAAAUGGCAAGGGUCAUGGAGAAGACCAAGUUAGAAGUGGACAGCCAGAGGAGUCAGCCUUUGAAAGUGGGAGGACCGGUGAUGUCCAGAGGCGGUUCUAGUUCCAGGAGGACUCCCUAUCCUAGGCCUCCUUCUCAUGGGCCUAGAGGGUCUUCUUCUCAGGCUUUUGUGUCAUCUGGACCGUCCAACAGCUCUGGGGGAGUGAAGUGUUAUUCGUGUGGAGGACCACAUUUGCAGUUAGUCUGUCCUCGGAUGUCGGGUUAUAGAAGAUGUAAUAUCUGCAGAGUUGAGGGGCAUUUCGCCAGGGACUGUCCUACCGUAAGGAGGAUAGGGUUAGAGGCAACCAGCUCAGGUACUCUUAUUGUUGGGCGUUGUGUGUUGAAUGGUAGCGAGUGUUGUGUAUUGUUUGAUUCUGGAGCGACACACUCCUUUGUGUCAGAAGAUUGUGUGGCUGUUUUGGGUCUGGUAGUGAGGGAGUUACAGUAUGACUUGGCUGUAGCUACUCCCGCUUCGGGGUUGGUCAAGACAUCUACCUUGUGUGCUAGAUGUUCUGUGGUUGUCGAAGGACGUCCAUUCAAGGUAAACCUCAUUUGUUUACCUUUGCAAGGAUUAGAUGUGAUCUUGGGGAUGGAUUGGCUAUCUGCCAAUCACAUUCUCAUAGACUGUGGUGAGAAGAAAUUAGUUUUUCCUGAAGAGGAAGGGGCAGUGUUGUUGUCUUCAGGGCAGUUGAAGCAAGAUUUGGUAGAAGGUGCUUGUUGUUUUCUAGUGUUAUCGCAUCUAUCAGUUGAACAGAGUGGGCAUGGUUUAGAUUACUCAGUGGUGAGUGAUUUCUUGGAUGUGUUUCCUGAGGAAGUGUCGGGGUUGCCUCCUUAG
This is a messenger RNA of Vigna angularis (adzuki bean), 1035 nucleotides long. RefSeq lists its product as uncharacterized. Bases 1 to 1035 code for a protein of 344 amino acids. The transcript has 2 exons. Lineage: Eukaryota; Viridiplantae; Streptophyta; Magnoliopsida; Fabales; Fabaceae. The record is from RefSeq and is a predicted model, not a curated record. Gene Ontology annotation, molecular function: nucleic acid binding; zinc ion binding.